UUCAGAGCGCGCAUUUUACAUUGAUGGAAUAUUGGUGGAAGAGCAAGAAUUUGCAAGUCAGCUGUUGCAGACGAAUGUUGGAAGUAGAUUUAACAAAGGAUGUCGAAGUCUAAACAGAUUAUUGUUCGAGUACAGUCAGCAGAACAUGGGACAAAAAGAAUUGAAUCCAAACCUCUGGAAACAGUGGCAGAAUUCUUGAACAAGGUGCAGAAGGAAUUUGGAUUAGGUGACACCGGUUGGAAUGUCUAUAAAUCACGGGAUAAAAAAGAAUGGAUCAGAACAUCCAGGGCUAAAACUCUUGAAACUUACAAAGUCAAGCAUGGAGACAUGUUGUUUCUGCUUUCAUCCGACCGUAAACAGAGCAAUGCUAGCAUUGAUAGUAUGAGCAGUGGGUCUGGUACCUCCAACAUAACAGGCGAUAUGGGAUCUGUCAGUAUAUCAGGCUCGUCAAUGUCCUCGGGCUCCUCACAAUCUGUUGUUGAGGAUGAGGUGGAUCAGAUCCUGUAUAAAGAAGAUGGCAAAAUCUACAGAGAAAAGAACGAACAACUUUGUCGUCACGGACCUCAAGGCAAAUGUCUGCACUGUGUUCCUCUAGAGCCAUAUGAUGAAGAAUUUUUGAAGAGCUGUGACCCUCCUAUAAAAUUUCUAUCAUUUCAUUCACACAUCAGAAAACUGACUGGGGGUGUAGAUAGAGGAAAAUUUGUGUCCUUGGAGAACUUAAGUUGUAAGAUUAAACCAGGAUGUACUGAGCACCCCCCAUGGCCAGGAGGCAUCUGUACCAAGUGUCAGCCAAAUGCAGUUACACUCAAUAGACAGAGGUACAGACAUGUGGACUAUGUGAUGUUUGAAAAUGCUUCAAUAGUCGACAGAUUCUUGAACUACUGGCGAAGAACAGGGAAUCAGAGGCUAGGAAUCAUGUAUGGUCGAUACGAGCCUCAUAAAGACACGCCGUUAGGUAUAAAGGCCACAGUAGCUGCUAUUUAUGAACCUCCACAGAAAAGUCACAAAAACGUUCUACAACUGUUGGCGGACCCCGCAGAAGAACGGGUAAACAGAGUGGCUGAUUCUCUUGGUGUUCGCCCGGUGGGAUGGAUAUUUACUGAUCUACUGGCGGAGGAUCUUAGCAAAGGCAGUGUUAAGCACUUCAGAGGAAAUAUUAAUUCUCAUUUUCUAAGUGCCCAAGAGUGCAUCAUGGCUGCUGAUUUCCAAAACAAAUAUACCAAUCCCUGUAAAUUGUCUCCAGAUGGACAUUUUGGAUCCAAGUUUGUUACUGUUGUAGUAACAGGUGAUGCCUCCAAUCAGAUUCAUUUUGAGGGUUAUCAGGUGUCCAAUCAAUGUAUGGCCUUGGUUAAUGAUGACUGUCUGAUUCCAACUAAGGAUGCCCCAGAACUGGGCUAUAUCAAAGAGUCUUCAGAAAAACAGUAUGUUCCAGAUGUAUUUUACAAGGUGAAGGACUCCUAUGGUAAUGAGGUCACACAGCUAGCGAGACCGCUGCCUGUGGAGUAUCUUUUGGUGGACAUGCCAGCAGCUUUUCCACUUUCUGCUCAGUACACCUUUAAAGCUCACCUUCACACAGAUGCCAAGCUAUUCCCAGUGGAGUAUCGACAGGAGAUAGGAGAAACACAAGACUACACCUCCCUGUCCACCUAUCUACAACAAUUCCCGCCUGACAGAUUCCUGGAGGCAGUGUCAGAUUUCCAUCUUCUGGUUUUCCUCGCAACAUCUGAAAUAAUUCCAUUAAAGGACUCAAUAGUACCAUUACUGGAGGCGGUGAAAACAAAUGACUUAGACAAAGCAUUUCAGUUCAUGAAAUGUCAAGAGUGGGCGACAGUGGAAGAAAUCAUGGCUGCUCAUGAAACAUCACCCAGGGUACAAAGGGAGACUUCAUAUGUGGGUCCCGGGGCAUCUCCGCUACCCCCUAUAGGGUCUGGAGCAGGAGCUGGACUGUGGACAUGUGCUCAUUGUACCUACCUUAACAUACCAGAGAAAAAUGCAUGUGAUAUGUGCUCAUUACCAAAGUGAGGAUAAAACUACUGAGGAAAUAAUUCAACAAAUAGUUUUGUAUGACAACUUGAAGAUGCAAUUCCUGCUAGCUGCAAAUUAUUUCAAAAAUUGACAGUUUUUCUAUUUAUUUAUUUAAAACUGAAGAUAUUUUGUGUGCAUUCAUGCUCAGGUAAGAAACAUUUUUAAAAGUAACAGAGAGUUGAUAUGAUGUAUUCAUUUUUGUAUUUCUUUUUGCAUAUCUAUUUUCUUCAGUGAAGGAAAGGUGACAAAGCUUGGAUACUAGUGCUUUCUAUGCUAAUUUAACUGAUUUUUCUUAAAUAAUUAUUGAAAUUGAUUAUUGCUAUAUAAUGUGAAAAUAGCAUGAUGGCAUAUCACAAGAAUAUUUUAUUUCCAAUUGAGUGUAAAUUUUGGUGUCUACAAAUGGCUAAAAUUACUCUUUUCUUACUUAUUUUGAAAAUGGGCUACUCUUCUAUAUAUAAAAAAAAGUUUUUCUUUGAUUCAGAAAUCGAUUCUGACACUCUAACUAUAAUUCAUAAUGGCAAUAUGAAAACUAUUCUAAGGUUAAACUUUUUAUGUAUAUGGAGAGAGAUAGAAAAGUGAAAAUUGUACACUUGUGUCAAUUUGAUUUUGCUGUUUUGAUAAUUAAACUAGUAGAACUGCAUGUUAUGAAGAUGAACAUUAUGUUGCUGCAUUUUAUUACACAUGGAUAGGUGAGAAAAAUCAUUAAAGUUUGUUUACACCUU
Molecule: messenger RNA, 2747 nt
Organism: Ostrea edulis (European flat oyster)
Lineage: Eukaryota; Metazoa; Mollusca; Bivalvia; Ostreida; Ostreidae
Product: nuclear protein localization protein 4 homolog
Exons: 15
Coding region: 100-2022 (640 amino acids)
Biological process (GO): ubiquitin-dependent protein catabolic process
Cellular component (GO): nucleus
Molecular function (GO): ubiquitin protein ligase binding; ubiquitin binding
Source: RefSeq, a predicted model, not a curated record